Daldinia caldariorum is the source of this 958-nucleotide messenger RNA. RefSeq lists its product as uncharacterized. The record is from RefSeq and is a predicted model, not a curated record. Bases 131 to 790 code for a protein of 219 amino acids. Lineage: Eukaryota; Fungi; Ascomycota; Sordariomycetes; Xylariales; Hypoxylaceae. The transcript has a single exon.
AUAUUUCCUACAUAAACUAUCUACCUAAGUACCUACCUGGGGCACACUUUAUAUCAUUAAUAACACUUAUCGUCUCUUCUGUGCAAUCUACCAGAGUCAAUCAGAUACCUUGCUUCUAAAGGGAACGACCAUGUCAGUCAGGAACAGGAACCCCCAACCGCUCGCCAAUUGCCCUGCACAAGGUACACCUACACGGGGAUGUGCUAUCCCUUUUGACGAACUACCUGACCUUUCUAGGCUCAAGCUGGAACUCAAUGAAGUGGCAACUUUCGACUGGUCCUAUCCUACGGCCCGUCCUCAGGGACCAGUCAUCCUCAACGUCUAUAUGCGUAAUCUCGAUGAGUUCAUCUACUCUUUUGAAUCUAGCCGCGAGAAAGAUGACUUAGCUCAGUUCAAGAAGACUCGUCUACGCCCCGAGUUCGCAUCUCUUCCGGACGAGGAGAUCUUGGGACGAAUGGGUCGCUUCGCGCAAGACCGAGCUCUCAUGAUCAACUACAUACUCGGCUCUCGCGUGUCGCCAGUUUACCACCAGGAUUACGUCGACGAGAGACACCCUCCAGACACCAAAUACGAGAGGAAAGAGCUGAAGAGGGACCGGCCGCGCAUGGCGAGGAAGAUAGUCGAGACCUUUUGGGGAUCCGCACACUCGGGAAACCCGCUGCCGAGUCACGAGCACAAGCAGCUAGGUAUAUCCGCCUACGACUGCUGGGCCGAACGUAUUGAUGACAAACUAACAACGAUGGCGAAGAAGCUCCAUAAAGAGCCUAAGAAAAUAAGGGGCCUGUUCUAGGAGAGCGGACCUCAACCUCACCUUCUCCCUCAGAUCCGUAGCUCGGCAGAGAAUAAUGCUGAAACUGACACUAACACUCAUGAGGGAGGUAGCGAUAGCAACCCAAUUGUUAUCGAGAGCGACGAUUCGGAGGAGGAAGUCAAGCGUGAGCCCAAGAGCCCGCUUAAG